AUACUACUAUUAGUAUAUUACUAGCUAUAAGCUUUAUAGUUUGUGCAAUUUUAAGUUACCAACAAAGUACUAGGUAGGAAUUGGCUAUUAUUGAGAUGGAUGGUGGUGAUGGUGGUGGUGAAGUUGUUGUGUUUAUGGCAACUGAUAGCCAUAGUCAAGGCAGUCAUUCCUUAGCCUCAGAACAUUCCAACUCCAACACUACACUUGAUAAUAAGAAAGUUCUUAAAAAGCCUCUACAAUCAACUAAUUCUCUUAGAAAAAGAGCAACCCUACGUCGUUUAAGUUUCUCCAAACCUAAAUCUCGAAAUAUUGAGUAUAAUCUCCGGUCCAAAAUCGAUCAAUUCGACGCAAAUCAAACCAUAUGGGAACAAGAAUCCCAACAGGAAGAUCGUAAGAGUGAUAGUAGCUCUGACUUCUCAUCUACCUCCUCGUCUGAAGAUUCAGACGAGAAGGAGGAAGAAAAAGGCGGAAGUCAUAAAUACCACAAAACAAAAAAAAGAAGAAAAAAAGUGAACUGGAGAAGAGUAGGUGAGUGGUCAAUAUUCGUUACAAUAUUGACUUGUUUGAUCCUUUCGCUGACUAUAAAAUCGCUACGACACCGUCUUACCUUAGGAUUGGUGCCGUGGCAGUGGUGUUUGAUGGUGAUGGUGGUGUUUAGCGGCCGCCUUUGCUCGGGGUGGCUAGUGAGUUCCUUGGUGUUUGUGAUAGAAAGAAAUUUUAUGCUAAGAGAAAAAGUGUUGUAUUUUGUGUAUGGGUUAAGGAGAAGUAUACAAAAUUGUGUAUGGCUUGGACUAGUGUUAUUGGCAUGGACAUUUAUGUUUAAUGCACAAAUGCACCAAAAUAAUAGGGUGGUUAAAAAGGUGUACCAAUUAUUAGUAGCUGUUCUAAUUGGGGCAACAAUAUGGUUGAUCAAGAUUGUUUUGGUAAAGACUCUUGCCUCCUCUUUUCAUGUGAGGACUUAUUUUGAUCGUAUGAAGGAAAGUGUUUUUCAUCACUACAUACUCGAUACACUCUCAGGACCACCCAUGGAUGAAAUUCAAUGGGAAGAAGAACAUAAAAAAACAAUAAAAGGAUCAAAAUCACUACCUACAAAGUGGAAGAAGGAUGGAAAGAGUGCAUUACGAGCAAAGAAACAAGGAACAAGAAAGUUGGACAUGCAGGAUAAGUUGAAGAAGCUAAGCAUGGAAAAACCAAGUUCAAUAUGGAGUCUAAAAAGGUUAAUGAAUUAUAUUAGAUCUUCAGGAUUAUCCACUAUUUCUAAAACUGUGGAUCAAUUUGGUUCAGCUGAAUCUGAGAUUACUAGUGAGUGGGAAGCCAGAUCUACUGCUAAAAGGAUCUUUAGGAACGUUGCUAAACGUGGUGCCAAGUACAUUGAUGAGGAAGAUUUGGCAAGGUUCUUAAAGAGAGUUGAGAUUCAUACAAUAUUCCCUCAUUUUGAAGGCGCGCUUGAGACUGGAAGGAUCACCAAGUCUUCCUUCAGAAAUUGGGUGGUACGAGCAUACUUCGAAAGAAAGGCCUUAGCACAUUCUCUAAACGAUACAAAAACAGCAGUGCAACAGCUUCACAAAAUGGCUUCAGUCAUUGUAAGUGUGGUUAUCCUUGUGGUUUUCCUUUUGGUCAUGGGCUUAGCAACACCCAAAGUCGUCGCCUUUGUCAUCACACAAAUGGUAGUCCUCGGUGUCAUCUUCCACAACACUUGCAAAACCAUCUUCGACUGCAUUAUUUUCGUCUUUGUCAUGCACCCUUUCGACAUUGGAGAUCGUUGCAAAAUCGAUGGUGUUCAGAUGAUCGUAGAAGAGAUGAAUAUACUAACUACAGUUUUCCUGCGGUACGACAUGGAGAAGAUUUACUAUCCGAACUCAGCUCUACUGAGCAAACCGAUCAGUAAUUUCUACCGAAGUCCAGAAAUGUGGGAUUCUAUUCCUUUCACGAUUGAUGCCUCGACUUCAAACGAAACAAUAAACGCCCUCAAGAAAGCAAUACAAAUCUUUAUUGAUAGCAGGCCAAAUUACUGGAAUUCCAAAUACAGUUUCAUAGUAACCGACAUGGAAAACCUCAACACAAUGAAGAUUUGUAUAUCGGUGCAGCACACAAUCAACCACCAAAACAUCGCUGAACGAAACAUUCGCUUGACAGAACUUAUCUUAGAGUUGAAGAAAAACUUCGAGCAACUUGGUAUCAAAUAUCAUCUCCUUCCACAAGAAGUCCACCUUACUCAAUUCAACAUCAAUUCGUCGAUGCCCAACCACCCAAGAGAUGAUGUUACUACUAUGUAAAUACAAAUCCGCUUCACUAAAACCUUUGGUAUCAUCGUUUUAUGUGUUAUGUUGUUCGGAUUCGGGUACUCAUGUCAAACAUGAACUUGUAUCGAAAAAUAUCGUGUUAUUCACGAAAAUUUCCCUUUUUUGAUCUAAAGAAAAGUACCGAGCGUGCAUCUAUCAGCGUCAAUGAUUUGGCACGUGUAAUAGAAGUGAAAUGAAGAGUUGAAGUAACAUACUUUGAUA
Molecule: messenger RNA, 2504 nt
Organism: Amaranthus tricolor (Joseph's coat)
Lineage: Eukaryota; Viridiplantae; Streptophyta; Magnoliopsida; Caryophyllales; Amaranthaceae
Product: mechanosensitive ion channel protein 10-like
Exons: 6
Coding region: 96-2276 (726 amino acids)
Biological process (GO): monoatomic anion transport; transmembrane transport; detection of mechanical stimulus
Cellular component (GO): plasma membrane
Molecular function (GO): mechanosensitive monoatomic ion channel activity
Source: RefSeq, a predicted model, not a curated record